Myxocyprinus asiaticus (Chinese sucker) is the source of this 939-nucleotide messenger RNA. RefSeq names its product cytoplasmic tRNA 2-thiolation protein 2-like. Gene Ontology annotation, molecular function: tRNA binding; sulfurtransferase activity. Gene Ontology annotation, cellular component: cytosol. The coding region runs from base 350 to 808 and encodes 152 amino acids. The transcript is spliced from 5 exons. Gene Ontology annotation, biological process: tRNA wobble position uridine thiolation. The record is from RefSeq and is a predicted model, not a curated record. NCBI's taxonomy places the organism in Eukaryota, Metazoa, Chordata, Actinopteri, Cypriniformes, Catostomidae.
GUCAGAAUACUGCAUAAUCACACGUGAAAACGAAGUUGUGGCGAUUAGUUUCAUUUUUAGCUGUUCCCUGGAAUAUAUGUUGGACAUUUCUGUUGUCGCUUUGGUGUAGAACAUGGAUUCAUAAUGAUUCAGAGAUUUGAUCACUUUUAAAUAUGCGGAAGAGCAGCGUUUUGAUGUUGGAUUUGGAUCUGGAUCGUCAGGUGUUCUGUCUCUGCAGUUUGUGUAUUUGAAGAAAUCAUGUGUCAAAUUGAUGAAGGACUAUAAUAGGCUGGAGUGUAACCAGAAGAUACAUUUACUGGCGUAAGUUGGCCUGAAUAGUGGACAUCAUUUAUGCUAAUUAUUCAGUACUAUGGUCAUGCUUCAAGGAAUACCUCAUACACAAAUUUCGGGCCAUGCCAGGAAAGAAUCGAGUCAUUUUUCCCCAGGAGAAGGUUCUUCUUGCCGGUUCUGGUGGAGCAAAUUCUUGCUUGAUGCUCUCACAAGUCCAAGAGGUCAGGUGCAUUGUGGGAUACAGUAUUCUGCACACUUUGGGAGAAGUAGGACAUCUGGGUUUUCAGUCUGCCCAGCUCUGUACUGGCUCCUGGGAGCUCUGAUCCAGACCGGUCCAAUCCCAGUUAUGAAGUUGCUGUGGAUCAGUAUAUCAAACAGAACCUCACAGAAGAGGCUGCAGCCGGUGCGGUGUCACAGCUCAGUAUACAUGACUCACAACACAAGCAAGCUGGCAUUAGAGACACUGUUCGGCUCGCUGAUGACGCUCACAGCUAAAGAGGACAUGUUACAGACGUUAAGGAGAGUUUUUCAACAUUGAUUUAUAUUAGGCAUAUUUAUUUGUAUAUCUUUUUUUUGGGCUACAUAUGUGUUUUGCAGUUUUAUGUUGAGCAUACACCAUGUCAAAUGCACUCUUAUAGACUGUUGGUUUCAAUUAAACUGUUUAAACAA